Molecule: messenger RNA, 4199 nt
Organism: Onychostruthus taczanowskii (white-rumped snowfinch)
Lineage: Eukaryota; Metazoa; Chordata; Aves; Passeriformes; Passeridae
Exons: 2
Coding region: 1579-2766 (395 amino acids)
Source: RefSeq, a predicted model, not a curated record
GACGUUCACUUGGUGCUUUGUCUCCUGGGGUAGCUGUUCUAAGCUCUGCAGGGAGUGCCAGGCUCUGUUCUCCAGCUGAGUUUGGCUGAUCCUGCUGCAAGGGAUGACUGGAAUGUCCAUGGUUCUGCUGGCAUUGCUUGCAGAUCAGGGAUGAGCCAGCUGGGUUGUCCUGCAGAGGGACAGGAAUCACGGCUGGGUGCUUCUCACAGCAGCCACGUCAGGAUCUUGCUGCUGCUGUUGAACUGAGCUGUGGAAUUGCUUUAUCCGUGCUGGGAUGUGUUUGUGUAACCCCUGCUGCUGGAGGGAGAUGUGGGAAAGGGGCCCUGGGACGGGGGCCGUGGGAGAGUCACUGGGUCUCUGGAGUGUGCACGGCCCGUGGAACAGCCGAGGGUUUGUUUGUGUGUUCUGCUGCACCUCUGCUCCUCGGGGUUGGGGGUCUGGGACUGUGGGGGAGCAGGGCUGCAUCUGCUCUGGGGAUCAAGGCAGCUCUGUGUUUGUUCCUGGAGGGAGCUGGCUUAUCCUGCAGGGAGCUGGGUGUGCUCAGGGUCUGGCGGCUGCUUCUCCACGGGGGGGUCGGGAUAGAGCAGCUUAAAGGCCAAGCUGCAAAGCCGGCCUACUUCUGUGGUUUAAGCUACAGUUUAAGUGCAGGGGGAUGGAAGAUCUAGGAAACAGCAUAAACUACAAAGCCUUGCUCCUCCAUAGCUGGAAAAAAGAAUUCUCAGCUGAUGGUUUUGGUUCCCUGGCCUCGGUAUGAAACCAGUUCUGCAGCUGCUGCUCCAAGCAGGGAUGGCUGGAGCACCUGGGUUUCAGAGGCUGAAGUCUCUGCUGCACCUCUGUCCUCGAGGAAAGCUGCCAGACUUUUUGGGUGGAACAUUUUGGAGAGGCAGCAAAGGGCUGGUGUAGCUCGGAGCCUGUGUGCCAUCAGGUCGUGUGGCAGGGUCAGCUUUGCAUUCCCUGUGACACACUGGGGCGCUGCAGGGACAAAGUGCAGCCAUUCCUGCCUCUGGCUGUGUUUGUCACCAAGGAGGGGACAGCCAGUUCUGCAGCCUGAGGGAUCCCAAAGGAUCAGCUCUUCCCUGCUGGGUCCUGACUCCAGCAGUUGUGCCUAAAACUUCCAUUUGACUUCUGAACACUUCUGUUUUACUUCCUAAAGAGCCUGAGUGACUAAAGACCUCCAGGACGGCCAAUGCCUGGGCACAGGAGUCAGAGGGAGCUGCACAGGCUUUACCUGAAUGCUAGUUAAAGCUAAAAAUAGCGGUUAGAAAUAUAUCCUGAGUCCUUUGCUUGUGAUAGAUGAAUCCUGAGCAAAGGAAAGCACAGAAGAGCAGUGGACCCCAAAGGUGGAGCGUUAGGGAAGCGCUAAUCCCUGCACAGCCUCGUCACCAAGAGGAUUAGGCAGCGUUCAUCUGGCCGCCGAGGGGCACGGCUGGGAAAGGGGCAGCGGGCAGGGCGGCGGGGGUCCCGCCUGCCCGCUCCCCUCUCGCCGUGCUCACGGCGAGCCGGGACAGCCCUUGACGCUCGGGAUCGCUGCUGCGGGGCGAGGGCAGCCCCGAGCUCGAGUGCGGGCCCGCGGGAGCCAUGGGCCGGCAGCACGGCCCGGCCGGGCCCCGCUGGCUGCGGCUGCUGCGCGCCGGGGGCCGCCGCUUCCUGCGGCUCUGCGGGACGGCGCUGCGGGGACUGCGGCGGCUCUGGAGCCUGGCCUGGGUCGGUACCGCACAGCCCUGCCCCGGGGAGCUGCCCAAACCUCUGCCGGCUCCACGCGGGGCGCGGGGCCGGGGCGCUGCUGGGGUGCGAUCGCUGCACCGCUGCUGUGGGGGGCUGGCUGGAGGCGGGGUGCAAUCGCUGCACCGCUGCUGCUGUGGGGGGCUGGCGGGUGUUGCAGCUGGAGCCGGGGGAGCGCCUCACCGCAACACCCGGUGCGGGAGCGGGACCCUCCUCCCCGGGCUGCUGCUUGGCUCAAGGCGCCGGGUGGGUGUGGUUGUGCCCACCGAGAGCCCUGGGGAUGCCCUGGGGACACCGCUCCGGGCCCUGCGCAGGGUGGGUGUGAGCCCUCCUCUCCCGCAGGUGCUGCUGAUGUGCUACAAGAGCUGCUGGGAUGGCGCCUUCCAGGUCACCGAGGAGGUAACUCCCGGUGGGAGAGACCGGGCUGCUCUCCACCCCCCGGGGGAGCUGAGCCCGGUGACAGCGCCUGCUGGGUGGCACCGGGGGGGCUCCCCAGGCAGGGCUGGUGCCAGGGGACAUUGGGCUCAGCUGCCCUUGGACCUGCGAGCCCCCACUAUCCGUGUUGGCUUCCAGCUCGGCACAGCUCUGCAGCUUAGACUGGAGGGGAGUGAGGAGGAGGAGGAGAAGGAUGUGGACUCCGAUUCUGCCUGGGAGCCUGGACGGACAGGGCAGUGGCACGGCGGGGCCAGCGAGGCCAUGCUGGGGAGGCUGGAGGCUCUGGAGGCCGAUGUCCGAUUCCUCUGCACCGAGCUGGGGGCUGAGAAGCUUCUGUGGAGCAGCCGGUUCCUGGAGCUGCUGCGGGAACAGCAGAGCCUGCGCCAACGGGUGAGUGCCCUGGGAUUGCCCGGGGGUGCCAGCCUGGGGGUGCCACCCCAGCCCCUCACACCCUGCUCCAGCUGCAGGAGCUGCCGUGGCGGUGGAACAGUGGGGACAGUCCCGAGCUGCUGGGGGAAGCAGAGGACCAAAGUGCCAGUGGGAGUGAGGGAGAGAGCCCAGAAGGUAGGGGCUGGGAAUUGUGGAGGGGCACAGGGAACCAGUGGCUGAGGAGGGGGCAAUGUUCUGUUAAUGGGCAGUGCGGGUAAUCCACCAGCUCCCAUCUGGGCACUGGGUGGCACUGGCAGCCUGGGGAGGUAGGUGCUGGGAAAGGCUCCCAGUUCUGUUCCCAUCAGGAGCCUGGCUGGGUGCUACCACUGCUGUCCCCUCUCUCCUUUGCUUUUUCCAGGACGCCAGUGGAUGAAGGCACCUCAGCAACCACGUGGGUCCAUCCAGCACGACAGGCAGAAAAUGUAAGUGAAGCUGUGAGCAGGGCCUCGGCAAACCAGGCAGGAUCCACACAUUCCUCCCUGCCCAGGCCAGGAGGACAUGGGCCAGGCUGCUGCAGCCCCAGCUCUAUCCCUGUAUGUGCCUCCAUCCGUCCCUUGGUGCUGGCUGGGCCCAGCCCAAACCAGCAGAGCUGCAGCCAUUCCCCAGGAGCAGGAGCCAGCUGGAGGCAGGUCAGGACAAGCCACUGGCCCUGGGUCUGUCCCAGGACAUGUCACAGCCCUCCCUGCCCAGGGCUGCCCGGGCUGACUGCGCCUGGUGAAGCCCACCAAGGAGCAUCCUCCCACUCUGCUGCUUGCUGGCAGUUCCAGGAACAAGGGUCUGAUCAGCACCAGCUUCAGUCACCUUGCACUGGGGUGAGGGAUUGCAAAACUCACCCACUGACUUCCUGAUGGGCCAGAUCCAUCCUCUCCAGCUGCUCCUGCACAUGUCGCAACCCUGGGCCGGCUCCUUGGGACAGCGGUCAAGGGCAGCCGGCUCCCAGACACGGCUGAGGGCCCUGGGCUGGCCAGAACAACUGGCCCAGGAGCCUGCAGGGCUGAGGGGCUGCCCAGUGCCCGGGCCUGGGGGCUGCACCCUGCCCCAGGCUGCCACUGCUCAAUACAGACAGCUGCUCUCCAUCGCUUGUGUCUGCCUGGUCUUUCCCCAGCAGAGCUGGGACAGCUGCACCAGUGCCCUGCAGGCCCCCAGCUCUUUGGGGAGGGGGACAGGAUGAGUUUUCACUGAAGCAGAGCAGGGGCAGCACCCACCCACAGCAGGGGCUGGGCUCCAGCAGCAGCAGGGCUGGCAGGGAUCUGUCCUCCCAACGUGCCCGUGCAGCUCCCACAUGCAGGGAACUGAUGCAACGCCAAUAGCAGCAGCCUGACUCACCCCGCAGCCAGGGACAGCCCCGUGCUGCCCAGAAAUGCCACAGAAAUCCAGGUCCUGCCACUGAGCUGGCAGGUGCCAUGGGGGCCCCAAGCUGGCACUCCUGCAGGAAUCACAGGAAUCUCCAUGCUAGGACCACGGGGACACCAGACAGUGAUGUGACAAUGUCCUGCUCCUGCUCUAGCCUCCAUUCAUCCCUCCGUGGCAAUCCUUGGGCUGGAAAUCCCCAGCCAGCCUGCAGGGACCAGGGUACAGGAGGAGGAGGGUGACAUCAAGCAGCAUCAGCUACA